Molecule: messenger RNA, 1598 nt
Organism: Xenia sp. Carnegie-2017
Lineage: Eukaryota; Metazoa; Cnidaria; Anthozoa; Malacalcyonacea; Xeniidae
Product: calcium-activated potassium channel subunit alpha-1-like
Cellular component (GO): postsynaptic membrane
Molecular function (GO): large conductance calcium-activated potassium channel activity
Source: RefSeq, a predicted model, not a curated record
AUGAUAGUUUUCGUUUCAGUGGAUAAAGAUGAUGACAAUACUAUUGAGUUGAAUUCGUCUGUUCACGAUUGUGUUCAGCAAUCAUCUUGUCGUCUGUGUUUUGCAAACAGUGACGAUCCUCUUAUUGGGUUGCGUACGUUUUGUAUACCGCUGCGGGCGAGCAACCUGCAACCUAGUGAAAUGAAGAAGAUUGUAUUCAUUGGGAAUAUUAAUUACUUGAAAAGAGAAUGGGAACAACUUUGUAAUUUUCCCGAAAUCAACGUCAUGCCGGGUUCACCAUUCAACCGUGCUGAUCUUAACGCUGUAAAUGCUAACCUUGCAGCAAUGGUGGUUGUAUUGUCGCCAAUAGUUCAAUCUGGUUCAAUUCACAAUAAUCAGGCAUUAGCAGACAAGGAGUCAAUUAUGGCCAGUCUUAAUUUGAAAGCUAUGCCAUUUGAUGAUGUCACCCGGGUUCUUCCACAGGAAAAGAUUGCACAUAUAAAAAAUGACGACGAGACAGGUUUAUCUCAAAGAAGCCGAUUUAAAUCUUUAUCAAAACUGAAGGAAGCCAGCGGUGUCUUGCCUAUGAUUACUGAACUGGUAUUUGACAACAACGUGCAAUAUUUGGACGAUGAAGACGAAGAUGAAGAUGGAAAGUUUUAUGAAACUCAACCUUUUGCAUGUGGACAUGCUUUCACUGUUUCAGUACUCGAUUCUUUGAUGACAGCUACAUACUUUAAUUCUGACGUGUUAAACUUGGUACGGGCUCUUGUUACGGGAGGAGUCAGUGUUAAACUUGAAGCACAAUUUGCGGAAGGACGAGAAAUACGGGGGGUGCUAGAGACGCCAGAAAUAUUUGCAUUUAGACGCAGAGCAAAACUUGUUCAGGUACCUCUUUACGAAGGACCUUUCAAACAGUUUGAAGAAUUUUGUACGUUUGGCGAACUCUUUAGGCAUGCUUUAAAGAAGUUCUGCAUGGUAUGUAUUGGUAUUUAUCGUCUUUUGGAUGGAUCAAGUGUUCGACGUUAUGUCAUUACAGCUCCAAAGGCAGAAUUUUCAUUGAAUUCGAGCGAUCUGAUAUUUGGACUUGCUCAAAGUGAUUUUGAAACUUGUCAGAAUCGUGAAAACUAACGAUAAUCUUACUCGCAACGUUUUCAUUGUCUUUAUCGGGUAUUUUAUGAAAUUUUAUAACAUUUCAAAUGGUUUUGAAAAAAUCGUGAAUUUUUUGUACAUCACAGACAAUAGCAUCUUGUAAUUUUUAUAUCAAGACGUCACUUGCAUUUCUCGUUCAUUUUCAUAUGAAAUUUGAUUUUCUGAAAAUACAAAAUUUUUAUUCCUCAGAUUUUUACAUCAUUGUAUACAGAUGUGAGGGGUCGGUUACACGAAGCCUGGAUAGCGUUAUCCAGUGGAUAGCAAAUUUUUCUUAAAGUUCAUAAAAUCUCUUAUCAGGGAAAAAUAUACUAUUUGAACUGUGCAAUCGCUGAAAUAAAAUAUUGUUUCGAAACUAACAAAAUUUCUUUGUCAUAAGAAAAAUAAAAACACGCUAUCCAGGGUUCGUGCAACCGGCUCUUAUGUUAAAUCUUAUGUAGAUUGUGUUAAAUAAAUACAUACUAUAAAAA